Ruditapes philippinarum (Manila clam) is the source of this 922-nucleotide messenger RNA. RefSeq lists its product as uncharacterized. The coding region runs from base 62 to 922 and encodes 286 amino acids. The transcript is spliced from 4 exons. Lineage: Eukaryota; Metazoa; Mollusca; Bivalvia; Venerida; Veneridae. The record is from RefSeq and is a predicted model, not a curated record.
CAGCGCAGUAUUACAACAAACAAGACGUAUAUUCUACGAGGAAGAUAAAAAUGUUACUAGUAUGGAAGUAAUGCCAAAUUAUCACCAAGAAUCGUCAGUAAAUAGUUCUCCGCAAGUGAGUAACGAAGAUUACACUGUAAUUAUUACGGAGACUACAGGUGUAACGGAUCCUGACGAAUUUGUUCUUGACCUCACAACUUUACCACUUGAUUCUGAUGAUAUAUUUAAUAAUAUUAGUGCCAGUAAUGAGACAAUUCCACCACACAACCACAUUGACUCUGGAAACAAUUUAGCAAAGGGAAUCAAGAGGAGUUUGAAUGAUGAAGAUGAUGUCACAAUAACUGUUGAUGACGAAAUAGAAAGUUCUGGAUACGAGUCCGACUCUGAACAUGGCGAAGAUAUCAGUAUGCUGAAUAGAAAGAAGAAGAAAAUAAAACGUAACAAAAACAAUGGUAAAUGUUUUAAUAUUUAUAUAGAAAAAAAAACUUUUCUUAAUAUAUCUGAUUUAUUCAUCAAAUCAUUGAUUUAUUUUAUGCCCCACUUACUUAGGGGAGGUUUGACCUUAUCCGUUUGUUCCGUUGUCACAAUGACUGUUCAAUUUACAUUCCAUGUCCUAGAUCGUGCGUAUGUUAAAGCAGGACCAAGUAUGUCACCUUCUCCUAUUUUUAGAACCAGUCGUACGAUCCAGCCUCUCUACAAGAAGCUUUUAAACGUCGUCUGCUUAGCAUGUCCAAUACCUUUCUACCAAACAUGUUGUAGCGGAGAGUGUUAUCGGGAUUGGGCGCGUAAAAGAGUCACCAUUGCUCGUAUGGUGAGAGAUUAUGCAGAGUCUGAUCUCCGAGUCGACUAUUUCUCGUGGGGUAAAUGGAAACAGGAACCGGAAGUGGAUGUGUCGGGUUCAAGCGAUGAGGACUGGUUCUAG